UGACCUCCACUGACCUUUUGUAACCCCAGGUGACACCCAGGUAACUUCAAGAGCGAAAGAAGGAAUGUGAAGAGAUGCCUUAAUUCCCCCAAGGCCCGCCUUCCUUCCUUUCUCCCUUCCUUCCUCCCUAAAAAUAGCCCUUGGCCCGUCUUACCUGCCGCACCUGCAGCUGGUUUCUUUAUUAACAAAGGCAGCAAAGGAGGAGGAAGAGCCGCAGGUGAGCAAUUAGGACUCCCUCCGGAGCAGCGAGUUUGAUCAUUAACCCCCAGCAGAGAUAUAAAACGGAAUACGGAGGAAAGGAAAGGAAGAGAAGAGAAGAGAAGGAGAAGGAAGGAUGGAGACCACUACGCUCCCGCAGGGGUUCAUGACCACAAUGAAUAAGGCCAGCGACAAGAGGGUGGCAGUGGACAAUGCGGCCGAUAUUGCUGUCAUCGUGAUCUACUUCCUGGUGGUCCUGGCCGUGGGCCUCUGGGCCAUGUAUUCCACGAAUCGUGGGACCGUCGGGGGCUUCUUCCUGGCUGGGCGCAGCAUGUCCUGGUGGCCGAUCGGGGCCUCCCUCUUCGCCAGCAACAUUGGCAGUGGCCAUUUUGUGGGGCUAGCUGGAACUGGGGCAGCUUCUGGGAUUGCCAUCGGUGGCUUCGAGUGGAACGCGCUGGUGAUGGUGGUGGUCCUUGGCUGGGUGUUCGUCCCCAUUUACAUCAAGGCCGGGGUGGUGACGAUGCCGGAGUACCUCAAGAAGCGCUUUGGAGGGAAGCGGAUCCAGAUCUACCUCUCUGUCCUUUCACUCCUGCUCUACAUCUUCACCAAGAUCUCAGCGGACAUCUUCUCCGGGGCCAUCUUCAUCAAGCUGGCCAUGGGGCUGGACAUCUAUGUGGCCAUCAUCAUGCUGCUGGCCAUUACGGCCCUCUACACCAUUACGGGAGGCUUAGCUGCGGUCAUCUACACGGAUACCUUGCAGACCUUGAUCAUGCUGGUGGGGUCCAUCAUUCUUGCUGUAUUCGCCUUCAAUGAAGUGGGGGGCUAUGAUCAGUUCAUGGAGAAGUACAUGAAGGCCAUUCCGACGAUCACGCAAGCCACCGCCAAUAUUUCCGAAAAGUGCUACACACCGCGUCCGGAUGCCUUCAGCAUUUUCCGGGACCCCAUUAAUGGAGACCUGCCUUGGCCAGGACUCAUCUUUGGACUCAGCAUCCUGGCUAUUUGGUACUGGUGCACAGACCAGGUAAUUGUGCAGCGGUGCCUGUCUGCCAAGAACAUGUCUCAUGUCAAAGCGGGCUGCAUCCUGUGCGGAUACAUGAAGCUGCUGCCCAUGUUUCUGAUGGUGAUGCCGGGGAUGAUCAGCCGCAUCCUCUAUACAGAUGAAGUGGCCUGCGUUGACCCCGAUUUCUGCUACCAAACCUGUCAGACAAGGGUGGGCUGCUCCAACGUCGCUUACCCCUUUUUGGUGAUCCGACUCAUGCCCAACGGUCUGCGAGGUCUGAUGCUGUCGGUGAUGCUGGCCUCCCUGAUGUCCUCCUUGACCUCCAUCUUCAACAGUGCCAGCACUCUCUUCACGAUGGACAUCUACACCAAGAUCCGAACCAGAGCCAAGGAGAGGGAGCUCAUGAUUGUUGGAAGGGUCUUCAUUGUGAUCCUGAUCGCCCUGAGCAUCCUCUGGGUCCCGGUCGUCCAGGAGGCCCAAAGUGGGCAGCUCUUCGACUACAUCCAGUCCAUCACCAGCUACUUGGGGCCUCCAAUUGCAGCUGUCUUCUUUCUGGCCAUCUUUUGCAAGAGGGUCAAUGAGACGGGAGCCUUCUGCGGCCUAGUGCUGGGCCUCCUGAUAGGCCUUUCCCGGAUGAUCACAGAGUUUGCCUACGGGACAGGGAGCUGUGUGCAGCCCAGCAACUGUCCGGCCAUCAUCUGCAAGAUCCACUACCUCUACUUCGCCAUGAUCCUCUUUGCCAUCUGCAUAAUCAUCGUCCUGGUCGUCUCCUUUCUCACCAAGCCCAUCGACGACGUCCAUCUUUAUCGGCUCUGCUGGUCCCUCCGCAACCGGACAGAAGAACGGAUCGACCUGGACGCCGAGGAGGAAGUGGCCACAAAGGAAGAGACUGACUACCAGGACCAAACCCAACAAGAGGUCUCCUGUGGCCGGAAGGCGCUGAACUGGUUCUGUGGCCUGGACCAAACUGGCCCCAAACUCAGCCAAUCGGAGGAGGAGGCCCUACGCCAGAAAAUGACCGACACCAGUGAGGUGCCCUUCUGGAAGCGAGUGGUCAAUAUCAACGGCAUCCUGCUUCUAUCUGUGGCCGUUUUUUGCCAUGGAUUCUUCGCCUAGAGGAGCGGGACAAUUUGCAUAUACGGGUGAAAUUUGCAUACAUGAGCGAAAUUUGCACACAAUCUGCAUAUAUUGAUGAAAUUUGUAUAAAAUCUGCAUGUAUGGGAAAAAUUUGUAUAGAAUGCAUAUAUGGGCAUAAUUUGCACAAAAUUCGCAUAUAUGGGUAAAGUUUGUAUAAAAUAAACACAUUGGUAAAAAUUGUAUAAAAUCUGCAUAUAUGUGCAAAAUUUGCAUAAAAUGCCCCAGUGCAUGGAAUUUGCAUAUGUUGUGGAUCUGCAUAUAUUGGCAAAAUUGGUAUAAAAUUUGUAUACAUGGGCAAAACUUGCAUAGAAUCAGCAUAUGUUGGUAAAAUUUGUAUAAAAUCUGCAUAUAUGGACAAUUUUAAUGCCUAAUGCAUGGAAUUUGCAUACAUUUUGCAUGUAUUGGCAACAUUUGCAUUCAUGGGCAAACUUUCCAUAAAAUCGGCAUAUAUUGGCAAAUUUUGCAUAAAGCCCAAGUGCAUGGAAUUUUUUGUAUGUUGCAAAUUUGUGUAUAUUGGCAAAAUUUGCAUAAAAUUGGCAUACAUGGGCAAAAUGUGCAUAAAAUAUCCAAGUACAUGGAAUGGACAUAUGUGAACUUGUGUAUAUUGGCUCAAUUUGCAUAAAAUCGGUAUGUGGGCAAAAUCUGCAUAACAUUGGCAUAUACUGCAUAAAAUGCCCAAGUGCAUGGAACUUGCAUACCUUGUGGAUUUGCAUAUAUUAUCAAAAUUUGCAGAAAAUGCCCAAAUUUGCAUGGAAUUUGCAUACAUUGUGAAUUUGCAAAUCAAAUAUCAUAAAGCAAAUGGAAGCUCUGAAUGGACCAAAAAAAAAGCAGUUCAAAAUUUGCAUAAUUUCCUCACAUAAUUAAUAAGGGGAUUGAUACAUAGAAGGAGGCCAAAGCUGGCCCCUUCACAGCAAAGAAAGCAAUAAUAAUAAUAAUAAUAUGGCAAUCAUUUUUUCCUACUUGAUUUUUCUGCUUCCUUCUUUUUUUGUCUCUUUCUUCCUUGUUUCCACCUUCCUUCCAUUUUUUUAAAAAAUGUGCAAUUUGAAGCA
This is a messenger RNA of Anolis sagrei ordinatus, 3384 nucleotides long. Its product is annotated as sodium/glucose cotransporter 1-like. NCBI's taxonomy places the organism in Eukaryota, Metazoa, Chordata, Lepidosauria, Squamata, Anolidae. Gene Ontology annotation, biological process: transmembrane transport; sodium ion transport. Gene Ontology annotation, molecular function: D-glucose:sodium symporter activity. The record is from RefSeq and is a predicted model, not a curated record. Gene Ontology annotation, cellular component: plasma membrane.